UCCAUGCUAGCGGGAGGACAAAUAUGGAGGAAGCGGCUUCGUCCAAAAAACAAAGCAAAUGUCGCCCGUCACAGAAUUCCCAAAAGAUCGCCAAGGGACAUGUACACGCCCUACAGUGUCUUAACAGAAUGGAAGAGUUUAGAGCGAGCGAAAUCCUUUGUGAUGUUGCUCUUGAGAGUAGCGACGGAGCACUUUUCAAAGUGCACAAACUUGUUUUGGCUUCUUGUAGUUCAUACUUUCAAGCAAUGUUCACCAAUGAAAUGAGAGAAUCGAAAGAGGAAAAAAUCAAGAUGGCCUUGGACUCGCAUGUCUUGAAAGUUUUGGUCGAAUUUGCGUACACGUGCAAGAUGGAACUGAAAUCUCUGGCUGAUGUCAAAGCUGUGCUUGUGGCCGCGAACAUGUUGUUGUUCUCCGGUGCGGAAACUAUUUGCGUGGAAUUUAUCACGAAGAAAAUCAACACCAGGAACUGUGUUGACAUCAUAUCAUUUGCAGAGGUGAUAUCAAGUGAGGAAUUGUCAAGAAAUGCGUUUGAAUUCAUGGAAAAAAAUUUUGUGGAAAUAAGCUCUCAUAAAGGUUUCCUCUCCUUACCUACAAGCCUCAUGAAGAAACUUGUCUCUUCAGAAAACCUUAACAUUUCCUGCAAUGAAGAAGGAGUUCUAAAGUUUGUUUUGGAUUGGGUUAAUCACGAUCUAGCCAACAGACUUGAACAUUGUCCAGACGUCAUGAAAAAUGUACGACUUCCUCUCAUUCCAAGAAAUCUUUUGAUCAACUUUUUGGGGUCAGAAUUUGAAGAACUUAAAAAAACUGGUUGUGAUGCUCUUGUUGAAGAGAUUAACUCUUAUCAGCUUCAUCCCGAGAAAAGGACCAUCAUUAAUACACAGCGCACACAGCCUAGACACAGAACUCCUAAAAAACUGUGUGUGAUUGGGGGCUUAUCUGGAUUUGACAGUCCUGACAGAUAUUUAAAUCGUGCAGAUUACUUUUACUUGGAGGACGAAGAGAAAUGGCAAGAAAUGGCACCCAUGUGUGUUGCACGAGAAUCUGCAGCUGUUGUCAAUCUCAGUGGUCUGAUCUUUGUCAUUGGUGGAGUCAGUUUCAGUGCAAACCUCAGCUCUGUUGAAUGCUACAACCCUCAGCUGGACUCCUGGACUGAAAUGCCGCCUCUUAAAUACUGCAAGGGACAGGUGGCAGGCACUGUUCUCAGUGGGUGUGUCUAUGUGAUUGGUGGAAGCGACGAUCAUCUUAGAGAGGGACUGAAGACGGUGGAGAAGUAUAACCCAAUCACCAAUGACUGGGAAGUGGUCACGCCCAUGCGCAUGGGUCGAGGGGCACUGGGUGUAGCCACUCUUGAAGGGAAGAUCUACGCGUGUGGGGGAGCCAACUUCAACUUUGCGUUCUCCUCAGUCGAAGUCUACGAUCAACAAAAGAACCGCUGGACGUCCGCUUCUCCCAUGAAAAGAGCGCGCGCUUUUCACGACGUGGUUGUGGCGCACGGAUUUCUGUACGCGCUUGGCGGCGCUGAAAUGCAGAAUGGCCAACUAGCAAACAUUCAAGCCUCGGCGGAGAGAUUCUGUUCGCGUACAAAUCAAUGGACGGUUAUAAAAUCUCUGUAUGUGCCCUGCUGGGGAGUCAGGGCAGUGGCUAAUGAGAGACCACGUGAUCAUGAGGUAGACGUGUAUAUAGUUGGAUCGUUUGUCGUGGACUCGGGUUAUGGCGCUGUAGCUAAACUUAGUAUCGGUGCUGAUGACUCGCAUAUGCUGACGCACAUUCCAUACUUUGACGAGCCUUCACCUAGGAUACAGGCCGGGGUUGUAAUUUUGCCGUGGAUAUGAUAACAACAGUGGAGAGAGACCAAGACAUAAGGCGAGGUUCUCGCCGCAAGGCAAAAUUCCUUUUAAAAUGCGCGGGAGUUCUCGUCUUCUAUUUUCGUCUUCUUUUUUCGUAUCGCAUGUCUGUAGCAGUCGAGGUAUCGUUUGGCACUAUAAGCAAAGAAGUUUUAACUUUCAACUUUCAACUUAACUUGUAAUCAACUUUUAUAAUUUAGUUGGUGCGAUGUCUUAAUGAUUUUACCGACUUAAUACAUGUAGAUGUAGGUGGAAUUUAAUAAUACCGUUGCACUGUUCUGAUGGUGUAGAUGGUAGCUGAAGGUUUCGCAUCCACCGAGUUCGCACUCACAUCGAUUCAACUAGCUAUCAAGUUCACCCCAGAUUAGUGGGCAUAAUGAAACAAAAUCACUCAAAACAUGUUUAUUUCUCGUUUUUUAAUCCAAUGACCGCGGAUCUAACUCGAAAAAGGUAGAGGCGAACUCGAAAUAGAAAGUUUAAAAUGAGUUCAGGGGUGCGAACUCGAUUGGGUGCGAAACAGGAAGCAUUCGUUUAGAUUGAUCAGGCGCGAUCAAAGCAUUCAAUGUAGCUCUUAUUUGUCUGCCUGUUUUAUAACGAUAUCUUUUUAAGGGCCACAUGAAGUUUGUGUUACGUCCAGAUUUAACGCUUCAUUUCAAGUUUUCUGACGAGUAUCCCCGCUCGUUUAAUUUGGGAUUUCCUCGGCGCGUCCAUGGUAAGGUUUGGAGUGCGACGACUUGAUCCGUGUGCUCCUGGCUGUGAAAACGAUGUCAUCAAAACCACUCGUAAACUAUCCUGUACAAUUUUCCUCUUUCUUUGGUUCUGUUCGCUUUUUUGUUCGUUUAACAGCUAGCCUGGAUAUCAGUCUGAAAGGCCGCUUGGCAAUUCUCACUUUCCUGUAAGUCAUUUUAUACUUUCAAGCUUCUUGAAUCUCGCUGGACGAUCCUUGACAGAAGACAGUCACCUUAUCUAGUCUAAUGUCAGUAAUCCAAACUUGUGUGCUGUUCAGUCCAUUUCCCUGCGGAAAUUUUCAGUGUUCCUUAGCUUCCCGUCCACUUUCGAAGGUCAUCCGUUAGAUGUGGUUUUUCUGCGGAAUGUCCUUGUGCAGUAGAGAUAACAAUAUUUCGAGGAUACUAAAACAACUAAUAUUUAAUUGACUCGAACGUUCAGUCAGUCAUUACCUGUCACUCAAAUGACUCGAGGUCGAUCCUUUGAUUACCAAGAAAGUUUUCUGUGUCGCAAUUCACAGGAUCUGAGGUUCAAAGGGAGUGAUAAAGGUGUAAUUUCCCCUUACGAUAUUCAUACACUGCCUUGCAGAACGGAAACGAGAAUUCAGUAAUUAAUCCGCAUCAAAGGGACUAUAAGGGUUACCGUGAGUCAGAACUGUCCCGAAUCCAUUUUGAUAUUGUUUAGUAAAGGAACAAGUUUUAGGAUGACUGUUUCUUUUUGGUCAACAGAGAAGAUGGAGAUCUUAAACCAUUGUAAUUUCAUUAAAUGGAUACUUCUGUCUGUAAUAGGAAGGUCGCGGAUACUGCCUUCAUCGUUUUUGCGUUGCUUUCAUUUAAUAUACAGAUCGGCUUAUUUAUAUGCUUGAGUUCCCGUUUACAGUACAAAUAUUUACGCGUUUCUUUAUAUGGUUAUCGUUAGUGUUCUUGGAAGUAAAUUUAUCAACUGUUUGUUCAAUCGUUUAUUUCAUUUGUAUUUUGUGCUGAAAUUCAUGGUUGUAUUUUCAUAAUAAACUCAAUUGACGCUCAAGUGCUGAACGACAAAUAUAUGUGCUUACUUCAGCGAAAUAAACGUUGCCGGCGCAAAUCACACUCGCGCGUGU
This is a messenger RNA of Orbicella faveolata, 3669 nucleotides long. RefSeq names its product kelch-like protein 12. The record is from RefSeq and is a predicted model, not a curated record. Lineage: Eukaryota; Metazoa; Cnidaria; Anthozoa; Scleractinia; Merulinidae. Gene Ontology annotation, molecular function: protein binding.